This is a messenger RNA of Penicillium atrosanguineum, 1173 nucleotides long. RefSeq lists its product as uncharacterized. Bases 1 to 1173 code for a protein of 390 amino acids. NCBI's taxonomy places the organism in Eukaryota, Fungi, Ascomycota, Eurotiomycetes, Eurotiales, Aspergillaceae. The record is from RefSeq and is a predicted model, not a curated record. The transcript is spliced from 4 exons.
AUGGUGAGUAUCGUGACAGUUAUUGGGCCAGCCCCAAAAGGUGUGGAUCUCUCUGCGGAUAGGAUCAAGACAGAUAAUGCGGUGGUGAUAAGUUUCUCUUGUCUCGCGAUGAUCGCAGUUGCGAUCAGAUUUUAUAUGAAGUUGAAAGGGGCAAAGACGGAGUUUAAGAAGCUGGCUCUUGAUGAUUGGUUGGUUGCUGCUGCCCUUGCUCCUCUUGUUGCAUUACUAGCCAUUGCGCUUCUUGCAGGACACUAUGGUAUGGGGAAACACAUUUGGGUAAUGACGGUCGAGAAUAUGAUAAAAAUGAAGAAGAUCCUAUUUGCCUACCUUUUUAUCUACAUUUUCGAGCUUUUCAUCGUCAAGCUAUCAUUGCUUAUGUUCUAUCGUCGCAUCUUCGGGACAAGCGGCAACUAUUGGGUCUGCAUAAUUCUGGCUUUGGGUUGGGCUUUCGGCAGCAUGAUCGCUCUUUUAACCUGCCCGGCGCCCGUGUCGUACUUUUGGAACGAACUCACCAACCCCGGCGGCGGAAACUACAGAUACAAUUUUUACAACUAUUACGUCGGGAACGCAGCAUCGAAUGUUAUCACAGAUUUCCUUAUUUUGCUCGUUCCACUCCCCGUUAUUUGGAAACUGAAAAUGCGUGUCGCACAAAAGUUUAUGGUGUCUGGAGUUCUUCUGCUUGGUAUCUUUGUCUGCGCCAUUAGCAUAGUCCGAUUGCACUACAUCAUGUUCCUGAAGGACGAUCUCGAUAUAACCUGGACUAUGGGCAACGUAUACGUCUGGUCAACAUUGGAGCCCUGCGUGGCCAUCAUAUGCGCCUGUCUCCCCGCCCUACAACCCGUCAUUCAAUCAGCGAUGAAACUCGAAUAUAUAAUCCACAUACGCUCCCGCCUCCGUCCCAGCAAACGAGCUAGACAAAUUCUUCGGUUGGAAAAGCACUUCAGCAACAUCAGCAACGGUAGCAGUCACAGACUACGGCCUGUGACUCCCUCGAUGGAUAGGCCAGGAUCCGUAGAGCCUGCUGCUGAGAUCGAGACUCAAUGUGUUCCUGUUAAGUCUGCCUCUCCGAGGAUUUCUCCUAAGGAGAAGAAGAAUUUGGAAGAGUACUUGGGUCCGAUGUAUAUUAUGGUACAGCAUGAUGUUGAGUGGUCUGAAACUCAUAUUGUCCACUAG